Messenger RNA from Pleurotus ostreatus (oyster mushroom), 1458 nucleotides. RefSeq lists its product as uncharacterized. The record is from RefSeq and is a predicted model, not a curated record. The coding region runs from base 1 to 1458 and encodes 485 amino acids. The transcript has 4 exons. Lineage: Eukaryota; Fungi; Basidiomycota; Agaricomycetes; Agaricales; Pleurotaceae.
AUGACUCAGAAGCUUCCCCCACUUCCCACCGAAGUAUGGCUUCAGAUUGCUUCUUACAUCCCAGAACGCGAGAUGCCCAGUCUGUACCCUCUAAGCCGUGCUUUCUACGAGCUCGGGAUGGACGCCAUCUACCAAGAACUGCGGAUUCGUGCGUUCACCAAAGGGAUGGUCUCCCGGAUACAAAACGCCAGCAAGAAACCAUUCAUAUCGCGCCGUGUCCUGGCUUUGGACAUCCACCUGGACGCUUUCGACGCUCUGGUGGCCUCCAGAGCGCAGUCGUCUCUCGGGCUCUUCGCAUCGCUGUUCUAUCGACCCCAAGGGCCGCACGACGUAACACGCAUGAGCGCCCCCGAAGUAUCCUCAAUCCUCUUAAAUUCGGUAAAGUACAUGACGAGCCUUCGCCGAUGUCGCCUCCGGAUACCCUCCUCUCACCACAUAUACACCUACCUCCCGUUCAUCCGGGCCCUCUGGGAGGGAGUACGCGGUCGUGUUGACGAUCUUGCGUUGGAAGUCCCGGGGAACGUGUUGAAUGUCGCUCUCCCCGUCUCCGUGGACUCCCUGUUACAAGUGCACGCGCUGUCGCUGGUGCUGUGCGAUAAACUUGAUGGGUGGGGGUCCUCAUAUGCGUCGCAGCUUAUAGCAAAUUUCUUCAAUCAGGCUGCACCUGGGUUAGAAUCCUUGAGUCUCGUUUCGUCCCCCGCUACGCCUAAACCAUUACUUAUCGGACUACUCGUAGAUCAAUUCCACAACUUGCGGAAAGUCCACCUCGACAUCCAGUUCGACGAUAUCACCGGGUACAACAUCGCGCAGUUCCUCAACGUCCACGGGCAGCACGUCCACACCCUCUCGCUCACCGCUCGCAUCUCCCCCAACUCCGACACUACGCCCCUCGCGACGCUCCGCCUCCCCGCCUUAUCGAAACUCUCAUUGAACUUCGACCUCGAAACCACCCAGUUUAACAGAUUCUGGGCGUCGGGCUUCCUCACGUUCACGAGCCUCACGCAUUUGCGCAUCGAUGCACCUGCACUCGCGCAUGACCGAUUCAGCUUGAUAUGCGAUGCUUUUGGGAGGCGGAUCACUAGUCACCAAGUCCACGACGUACAUUUUAAUCUGCAAGUACUGAACGGGCUAGCUUUCGACCGUUUGGCGAUGAGUUUCGCCGCGCUACGUACGCUGUCUAUCACAGCGAAUUCCCUCUCGGAGCCAAACCAAUCGGAUUCCUGGGAUAUUGCUAGCUUCGCCCAAGACAUGAAAGACCGCACUUACCAAGCAUGGUCCCUCCACGACAUCACCCUCUCCCACCCCGCCCAAGAUCGCCCAGAAGACCCAACCAUUGCGUCCUACGAAGCCAUGCGCGUCGCGGCCCGCUCUAUACCCAGCGUCCGGAGCUUCUGUGGCUGGGGAAAUACGGUCGAACCAUGCGAGAUCAGGCUCGAGCGGAACGCUGGGAACUUGUAG